Hydra vulgaris (swiftwater hydra) is the source of this 1246-nucleotide messenger RNA. RefSeq lists its product as uncharacterized. NCBI's taxonomy places the organism in Eukaryota, Metazoa, Cnidaria, Hydrozoa, Anthoathecata, Hydridae. The record is from RefSeq and is a predicted model, not a curated record.
CAACAUUUUGUGUUUUUCAUUAAUAUUCAAACGAUAUCAAUCAUUUAACAUAUAAUGCCUUAAAUGUCAGUAUUACUUUUAAAUUUAUAAUUAACCUCUAGUUUACCAAUAGAUCAUUAAAGCAUACCAUAAAAUGGAAAUCAAUGAAACUGAUAAUUCUUCCAAUGAAAAUGAAUAUAAAAAAAAAGAGCCCUUGUUUACUGGUGGUUCAAAGUUUGGAAAUAUGACAGCAUUUUAUUAUCAAAACGGUGAACAUCCUAUUCAGUUUGAGCUUUUUGAAUUAUGCGACGGAAAAGUAAUGGGUCACGGUGAUGACGUUGUUGGUACUUUCAUUGUAGAAGGUACUUACUCUAUCGAAAAUUGCGUAGGAGUUAUUAAAAUGGAAAAAAAAUACGUCGGUCAACACACAGUUCAAUACGAAGGAACUAUCCUCUUAAAAGCAAAUGUCUACGAGUUAGAGGGAAUGUGGAACAUUAAUGGUGAGAUUUCAGGAAAAUUUUCAAUGGUUUUAUAUCAUAAUCAAACAAAUUUUAACAAAACUGCUGAAUUGAUUGAGCAAAAUCAGUCGAGCCUGAUCGAUGCUAAAAAAGAUUUAGACUACAGUACCACCAUUGAUAUUACUGGGAAAGCAGUUGGUUAUUAUAUACAAAAUGAUGAAAAGUUUGAUAUGACCUUUGAUAUUUUAGCUUUAUCAAAUGGGUUUAUCACUGGUCGAGGCAGCGAUAGCAUCGGUACCUUUUUUAUUGACGGCACGUACCAUAACACCGAACUUCUUACUAAUGUAGAGGUUCGGUUUACGUUUAAAAAGCAUUAUGAGGGAAUGCAUGACGUUUUUUACUCAGGAGUAGUGAUUCAAGUAGAUAAUGCUGUUUAUUUAGAUGGAAAUUGGAUGAUUGGUGAGUUGAGUGAUUCUUUCCAUAUUGAAAUCUUUCGUAUAUACAAGUGUAGACGGUCCUUACUACCAAAAUGAUAAACCCUACAAAAUGUUAUUCGAAUUUUUUAAAAUUGUUAAAGGAAUUGUUUUAAGACGAAGUAGCGACGAAGUAGGUAAUUUUAUAAAUGAAGGUAAAUUCAACAGCGCGGCAAAAACAUUUUUUUAAAACCAAUAUAUUGAAUAACACUUGGUUGAAUACAAUGACACUAUAGCUGGUAAUGUAAAAGGUUUUUAAUUAAAUAAAACGUAAAAUGUUUAAAAUUUUAUUCCGAAAAAAUUUGUAAUAAAUUUUGCAUAUAAAUAGCUUGAAAA